Messenger RNA from Calidris pugnax (ruff), 2289 nucleotides. RefSeq names its product hyaluronan synthase 3 (gene HAS3). Lineage: Eukaryota; Metazoa; Chordata; Aves; Charadriiformes; Scolopacidae. The record is from RefSeq and is a predicted model, not a curated record. The transcript has 3 exons. Gene Ontology annotation, molecular function: hyaluronan synthase activity. Bases 1 to 1647 code for a protein of 548 amino acids. Gene Ontology annotation, biological process: extracellular matrix assembly; hyaluronan biosynthetic process.
AUGCCAGUGAGCCUCUCAACGGCCCUGCGCGUUGUCGGGACCAGCCUCUUCGCCCUGGCGGUGCUGGGGGGCAUCCUCGCCGCCUACGUCACGGGGUACCAGUUCAUCCACACGGAGAAGCACUACCUCUCCUUUGGGCUCUACGGGGCCAUCCUGGGGCUGCACCUCUUCAUCCAGAGCCUCUUCGCCUUCCUGGAGCACCGGCGCAUGCGGGACGAGGGGCGGCCGGUGCGGCUGGGGCGCUCGGUGGCCCUCUGCAUCGCUGCCUACCAGGAGGAUCCCGACUACCUGAAGAAGUGCCUACGCUCCGUCAAGCGCAUCGCCUUCCCUGACCUCAAAGUAGUGAUGGUGGUGGACGGGAACGGCCCCGAUGACACCUACAUGCUGGACAUCUUCCACGACGUGAUGGGCUCAGAGCAUUCGGGCAGCUACAUCUGGAGGAGCAACUUCCACGCCUUGGGCGAGGGGGAGACAGAGGCCGGGCUGCGGGAAGGGCUGGCCCGCGUCCAGGCGCUGGUGCGGGGCACCACCUACUCCUGCAUCCUCCAGAAGUGGGGCGGGAAGCGGGAGGUGAUGUACACAGCCUUCCGGGCGCUCGGAGACUCCGUGGACUACAUCCAGGUGUGUGACUCAGACACGGUGCUGGACCCCGCCUGCACUGCUGAGAUGCUCCGCAUCCUGGAGGCUGACCCCCGUGUCGGUGGCGUUGGCGGCGAUGUCCAGAUCCUGAACAAGUACGACUCGUGGAUCUCCUUCCUGAGCAGCGUGCGGUACUGGAUGGCCUUCAACGUGGAGCGCGCCUGCCAGUCCUACUUCGGCUGCGUGCAGUGCAUCAGCGGGCCCCUGGGCAUGUACCGCAACGCCCUGCUGCAGCAGUUCCUCGAGGACUGGUACCACCAAACCUUCCUGGGCAGCAAAUGCAGCUUCGGGGAUGACCGGCACCUCACCAACCGCGUGCUCAGCCUGGGCUACCAGACCAAGUACACGGCUCGCUCCAAGUGCCUGACGGAGACUCCCACCCGCUACCUGCGCUGGCUCAACCAGCAGACCCGCUGGAGCAAGUCCUACUUCCGCGAGUGGCUCUACAACGCUCUGUGGUUCCACAAGCACCACCUCUGGAUGACCUACGAGUCGGUGGUGACCGGCUUCUUCCCCUUCUUCCUCAUCGCCACCGUCAUCCAGCUCUUCUACCGGGGCCGCAUCUGGAACAUCCUCCUCUUCCUGCUGACGGUGCAGCUGGUGGGCAUCAUCAAGGCCACCUACGCCUGCUUCCUGCGGGGCAACGCCGAGAUGAUCUUCAUGUCCCUCUACGCCCUCCUCUACAUGUCCAGCCUGCUGCCCGCCAAGAUGUUCGCCAUCGCCACCAUCAACAAGUCGGGCUGGGGCACGUCGGGGCGCCGGACCAUCGUGGUUAACUUCGUGGGGCUGCUGCCGGUGUCGGUGUGGGUGGCUGUGCUGCUGGGCGGGCUGGCCUACACCGCCUACAGCCAGGACCUCUUCAGCGAGACCGAGGUGGCCUUCCUCGUCUCGGGUGCCAUCCUCUACGCCUGCUACUGGGUGGCCCUGCUCACCCUCUACCUGGCCAUCGUCGCCCGCCGCUGCGGCAAGCGGCAGGAGCAGUGCGGGCUGGCCUUCGCCGAGGUCUGACUGCGGGGUGGCCCCGGGGACGGGGGGUGACAGCUACCGGUCCCCUCCUUGCCUGCCACCAGCCCCGGUGCAGCCGGCACUGAGCCGUUGGGUGCUGGGCAGCGCUGAGCGCGCCCGCCGUGGCGUUUUCUGAUCAAGUCUUGCUCUUUUUGCUGUUGGGGUUUUUUUUUUCCUAAUUAUUUUCUUUUUAUUUUAUUUUUUUUUUUCUGUACAAAGCAGGCUGCUGGCUGGGGAGAGGCUGAGCCGGGGCUGCCCGUCACCGGGCUCGGGGACAGCCUUGGUGCUGUGAGGGUGACGGCAGCGUCCCCGUCCCCCCCUUUCUGUGCUUUAAACUGAGCAUCCUGGCGGGCUGUGCUGUGCGGAGCGCUGCUGGCCAGGCUCCCCCCACCCCAUGGCCAUGGCUGGAUCCUCCCCCCUACCCCACUUCGGUGCUUUCUUUGGGGACUUCACGGUCCCCCUCCACGGUGCUAUGGGCAAAAUGGCCCCACGAGGCACCGUCUCCGUCCGGCGCUGUGCUGGCACCGCUGGCUGGUGCUGCUCUGCCUCUGCCCCACCACCACUGUCGUAUGUGCGGGCACGUACCCACGGGGAGCCCCCCCGUGGCUCCCUCCAGCCCCUUUCAGGGGGGGCCGGCUGCCCCGG